GAGUUGUAAGAAUCAGUCCUGAAAACGAUCCGCAGAAUGCCCCAUCGCCAGCCCCUGCCGUGAUGGCUGGGCUUCCCCCACCGCUCUCUAAUGACACCAAAACACUUCCCUCCGAAGAAGCUAAACCAAAUGAUUUUGAGAGGACCAAAGUCGGGGUCUGCAAGCUCAGCAGCACCCCAGUGCAAGCCAAUUCCACCCUCCGGAGGGGAUCUGUGGAAACCUUCCCAUGCAAACACAGCCCCGGGUCAGGGCCCGCCGGGCAAGCUGCGAUCCCUCACUGCAAAAUUCCCGCUUUGCAAAGCACCGACGGGGACGCUAACCUGAACCUUGGUAAGAGCGCACUGGAGCAAAACAACGUCAAGGGCGCCUGGGUGACCUUGAGCCAGAGUACCGUGGUGCUGGGCACAGAUGGCAACACUUCUGUUCUUCCUGGCAGAGUGGAGGGGGAAGACGAUGUGGGGGAUGAAAAUAAAGCCCGAGGGAACUGGUCUAGCAAGCUGGAUUUCAUCCUCUCCAUGGUGGGUUAUGCAGUGGGGCUGGGCAAUGUCUGGAGGUUCCCGUACCUGGCCUUUAAGAAUGGGGGAGGUGCGUUCCUCAUCCCCUACCUGAUGAUGCUGGCUCUGGCCGGGAUCCCCAUUUUCUUCCUGGAGGUCUCCCUGGGGCAGUUCGCCAGCCAGGGCCCCGUGUCGGUGUGGAAAGCCAUUCCCGCCCUGCAAGGCUGUGGCAUCGCGAUGCUGAUCAUCUCGGUCCUGAUAGCCAUAUAUUACAACAUUAUCCUCUGCUACACGCUUUUCUACCUUUUUGCAUCCUUCGUCCCCGUGCUCCCCUGGGCUUCCUGCAACAAUCCCUGGAACACGCCAGACUGUAAAGAUAAAAACAAACUUUUGUUAGAUUCCUGCAUUAUUGGUGACCACCCAAAAAUACAAAUCAAGAACUCCACUUUCUGUAUGAGUGCCUAUCCAAACCUGACUAUGGUUAACUUCACCAGUGAAGGCAACAAAACCUUCGUCAGUGGAAGUGAAGAAUAUUUCAAGUACUUUGUACUGAAGAUUUCAGCAGGGAUUGAAUAUCCUGGUGAGAUCAGAUGGCCCUUGGCACUAUCACUUUUCCUAGCUUGGGUGAUUGUCUAUGCCUCCCUUGCUAAAGGAAUCAAGUCAUCAGGAAAAGUGGUGUACUUUACAGCUACAUUCCCCUAUGUAGUUCUCAUAAUCCUUCUUAUAAGAGGAGUAACUCUACCUGGAGCUGGAGCUGGAAUCUGGUACUUCAUCACGCCAAAGUGGGAGAAGCUAGUUGAUGCUAUGGUUUGGAAGGAUGCUGCCACUCAGAUUUUCUUCUCCUUAUCUGCAGCAUGGGGAGGCCUCAUUACUCUCUCUUCUUACAACAAAUUCCAUAAUAAUUGCUACAGGGACACAUUGAUAGUCACAUGCACCAACAGUGCCACAAGUAUAUUUGCAGGUUUUGUCAUCUUCUCAGUUAUUGGCUUCAUGGCAAAUGAACUCAAAGUGAAUAUUGAAGCUGUGGCAGACCAAGGUCCUGGAAUUGCUUUUGUGGUUUACCCAGAAGCCUUAACUAGGCUUCCCCUCUCACCAUUCUGGGCUGUAAUAUUCUUUUUGAUGCUACUGACUCUUGGAUUGGACACUAUGUUUGCCACUAUCGAGACUAUAGUGACCUCUGUUUCGGAUGAGUUCCCCAAAUACUUACGUACACACAAGCCACUGUUCACUCUUGGGUGCUGCAUCUCCUUUUUCAUCAUGGGAUUUCCUAUGAUCACUCAGGGUGGAAUGUAUAUGUUACAGCUUGUGGACACUUAUGCAGCUUCUUAUUCUCUUGUCAUCAUUGCCAUCUUUGAGCUGGUUGGAGUUUCCUAUAUAUAUGGAUUGCAAAGAUUUUGUGACGAUAUAGAAAUGAUGAUUGGAUUUAAGCCAAGUAAAUUCUGGAGAGUCUGUUGGGCAUUUGUGACCCCAACUAUUUUAACAUUUAUUCUUUGCUUCAGUUUUUACCAGUGGGAACCAAUGACUUAUGGAGUUUACCAUUAUCCAGGCUGGUCCAUGGUGCUUGGAUGGCUGAUGCUGGCUUGCUCAGUUAUCUGGAUCCCAGUUAUGUUUGUGAUAAAAAUGCAUCUAGCCCCAGGCAAAUUUAUUGAGUAUCUCCUCAAGAAGCCAUCAUAUAAUUUGUGCCUAACUUUGUAUUCUUACCGUGUGUUGCCAGUUCUAGGCACUGCUGGAGACCUUUAAUCCUCAUGCAGGACAAGCGAAGCGAGGGCAGAUUUUGCAACAUCUUGUGCUGGCCCUGAAUCUCCAACCCACGGGCUCUGUCAGUCCCUGUCUCACACAGCAGGAAGACUGGAUCCUUCUGUGAGCUUCUCUGCUUUAAAGCUGCUUUGCCUCCUAUUUUAAUGAGGGGCUUGUUGUUAACUUGGCUUUUAUUUUCCUAGGCACGUAUAAGAAGCCAUGCUCUGUUUGGUGUAAUGAAGGUCUGUAAAGACGAACUGGAAAUUCAGCUCCCAUGUCUAUACGGGGCUGAGGGGCCCUUUCUGGUUGAAGAAAGGGACCUAAGUCAGCACCUUUUAGUGAGAAUUGGGUAUUUUUGUCAGGAUAAAUAGCUUUAGGCCUCUCUUUACCAAUAUUACCUAGCAUCUUGGUUUGAUUUUUGGAGUCCAGGCCAGUUUUUCUUCACUACUACUGUGAUUGGGGAAAAAAAAAUAAUCCAUAGGUUUGUUCCUCUUUUUUUUUAAAAAAGGAAACACUCUCAAAUGGCUUAACAGUUCUGAAUCCUUUCACUUACUAACUUGUCUCAGGACAUGCAUUGGAACUGGGAUUAACUAAUUGCAAUAAAAUUACCUCAGUGUAAGGGUGUCAGUUACUGUCUACUUUAAGCAUAAAAGAGAGAUCAUUUGAAGGAAUACUGCUAGGUUAUGAUAGCUUUUAUUUGGCUUGGAUUACCAAAUCAAGAAUGCAUAUGAAAAAUCAAAUUGCUUUCCAUGAUUUAUGUAAUUAAUCUGCUUGCUUUUAAUUUAGAUGUUGUUCCUGUGCCUGCUAAGUCAUUAGCACAGGAUUAAGCUUGAUUUUGAAACUCCGAAAACAAGCGAUAGUGAUUUUGUUCUAGCUGGUAUUUGCAUUCAGCUUUGACCUCCAUUCCUAAGCUUGCAAAAACCUUUGGAGAGAGGGGACAAACGCAUACAAAAAUCACUGAAGGUCUGAAGUUUUUGCUGUAUGUUUAAAGCAGAUUUUUUUCUCACAUUAGACUUUUUUGAGAAGUAUUUUACUAGCCAAAUCUGAAUGUUGAGAUUAAAGUAACCAGCAGUGUCUUCUUUGAAUGAGAAGUAACCUUGAAGUUUGGAAUGCACUUCAUUUACCAUGUCCUAGGAAAAGUUUGCAUGUACUUCGAUAAUUUUCUAAAAUUAAAUUUUAGUAACUAAUUAAAUACCAGUAAAGAUAAAAAGAAAAAAAAAAAAAAAAAGAGGGGAAAAAGCCAUAUUAGUAAAAAUGUGAUGUACGUACUUGCAGAUCUAUCUAUCUUGUGAGUAAAAAAUGUUCAAUUUGGUGAAAUUAUGUUGCCUAUUUUUUCUUUGAAAUUAAAUUUAAUUUCUGGAUGAGCUGAGAUGCAUUGUUGUACGCAUUAAAGAUUAUACCUAAUACAAAUGCUUGCCAUCUUCAAAUUAUUUGGGGUCUUCCUAGUGUGUUUAAUAUGCAGUGUUCACAACAUGUGUUUCAGCUAGAUGUGGCAGCACUUUGUUUCCAAAAAGAAGGGUUUAACAAAAUGACCUUUAAUUGAGAAAGACUUAGGUUGUCUUUUAUGAUGUUUCAAUUGGGUCAAAGUAGUCUUCUGCUUAGGUUCUGCUCCACUGACUGCAUUAGAUGUGCCUCAGCGCUGAAGAUCAUUGCUUCCAAUACACUAUGUGGUUUUCUCUUACCAUAAAAUUCCAAUGCCUGGUUUAUUUUAAAUACUUUUGGCCUUUUUGAAUAUAUGUACAGUUGUAUGGAUAACAUGAUUUCUUGUUGUCUGUGUUAAAGCAGUUGCUUGUUUUUGGCAGACGUUGGUUUCCUAUUCUGCAGCUCCUCUUCUUCUUGCAAAGACAGACUUUUGUAGGGAUUGUGGGUUUGCAAAGCUGUAGCAAAGCAGUGUCCCAGAAAGCUUCUCAGCUUCUCUGCUUUGCUAAGUAACGCUGUUGUAAGAGACAUUUGUUUCUUCAUUUGUAGUUAAAUGGUAUCCACUGUAAAGUGGUCAGAGCUUGAUAGUCCCAAGGGACUCAGGUAGACGACUUGAGGCAGGGAGGGUAUGGAUAUUGGGGGUUUCUGCCUUUGUCACUCUCAGGCAGCCUAUGGCCAAAGAGAGAAGGUUUUCCUGAUGGGUUUAACAUGAUGUGAGAACCAGGCUGGACCUUAUUGCUCGCAAUAUUAUUAUUUGCCCAUAACGUUUAAACAUCUUCAGGUAACCAUUUGCCUUAUAGCUAUCUUCCAUUGUUAAGGAAAAUUAUUGAUUGACUAAAACUUGUUGUUAUCUGUCAUUUAUAUUAUGUAGAAUUACCUUGUAAGGUAGAUGCUUAGCUGGUAUAAACUGUCACAGCUUCAUGUGGGGCUGUGACAGUUCACACCAGCUGAGAAUUUGCGCCCUGUGUCCUAUGGCACUUUAUUACGGACCCAUCACUGAUGGGUUAAAUCUUAAUUACUUGCGUAAUGUCGUAUAUAAAUAUAUAUAUAUAUUUACAGGCAUUCUAUGGGGUACUGCUGCCUAUGGAUAAAGAUUUGUACCCUAACCAGGUCAUUAUAAUUUUUUUCAUUAGCUAUAUGUGGAGGAGAUACAUUAUGUUACAAAGGAUGCAUCAUAUAUAUCUCAUGUAGUGCAUAUUAUAAUGCUGUAUGUUCUUAAUUUCAGAAAUCAUUAUUCUUGAGGCCCUACCUCAAAUUUUGUAUUUAUGUGUACAAAUGCAAUUUAUUGUAUUAUAUAUUUGCCUAUUAUAUUUGAAUGUGAUUAAAUGAAAAUUAUUCGAUAAUGUAUGGGCUCUAAAGACUCUAAAUAAAUGUCUGGUGUUUAAA
This is a messenger RNA of Strigops habroptila (Kakapo), 5036 nucleotides long. RefSeq names its product solute carrier family 6 member 5 (gene SLC6A5). The record is from RefSeq and is a predicted model, not a curated record. The transcript is spliced from 16 exons. Gene Ontology annotation, molecular function: glycine:sodium symporter activity. Gene Ontology annotation, biological process: sodium ion transmembrane transport; synaptic transmission, glycinergic; glycine import across plasma membrane. Gene Ontology annotation, cellular component: membrane. NCBI's taxonomy places the organism in Eukaryota, Metazoa, Chordata, Aves, Psittaciformes, Psittacidae. Bases 63 to 2234 code for a protein of 723 amino acids.